Caenorhabditis sp. 36 PRJEB53466 is the source of this 330-nucleotide messenger RNA. Lineage: Eukaryota; Metazoa; Nematoda; Chromadorea; Rhabditida; Rhabditidae. The record is from the annotation of a GenBank genome assembly.
AUGACCAAGUCACGCAAGGGAGUGCCCAAGAAGAUCUCAUAUCCCAACGCUGGGAUGAACCGAAAAUUGUGCUGUGCCGUGGGAGGUGUCAUGAGACCGAUGGGUCUGCCACGAAGAACCGUCGUCCUCCGUGAGAUUCGUCGCUCCGAGAUCGGCCAGGCGAGCUCCAAUGGAUUGGCGGCUCAGGAGGAAUCCAAGGAAGUCCCGCAGACGGCUGCGAAGGAGUUCACCACCGAGGUUCGCAAGAAGACCGAGGACCUGGCCAUCAACGACGGCAGAGCCACCAUUAAGCCGGCAGAUCGCCAAGAAGAGCUCGCGAAGAAGAUCUAA